This is a messenger RNA of Salvelinus sp. IW2-2015, 2366 nucleotides long. Lineage: Eukaryota; Metazoa; Chordata; Actinopteri; Salmoniformes; Salmonidae. The record is from RefSeq and is a predicted model, not a curated record.
AUGUACUACAAAGGGAAAUCCAGCCAAGACACGGACACUGACUUCUUGCUUCCGGACAAGCUAAACACCUUCUUCGCCCGCUUUGAGGCUGCCGGCUCAGACGGCAUCCCUAGCCGCAUCUUCAGAGAAUGUGCAGACCAGCUGGCUGGAGACACUGAGAUUCUGAAUACAGCUGUGCUCACCGGGAGAACAGUUGCCGUGCCAGUAAAGGUGGUCACCGUAGGAACAGAUGGCACAGUUACGGAUGUAACAGAGUCGGUAGAGUGUCGGUCGACCGAUGAAGAGGUGGUCAAGGUGUCGGCUCGUUGUGACUAUGUGUUUGUGAACGGGAAGGAGACGAGGGGGAGGAUGAGGACGGUGCUCAACUUCACCUACAGCUACCUGAGCGCCCAGCUGGAGAUGAGUGUGUGGAUGCCCCACCUCCCCCUGGUCAUCGARGUGGCUGACCCCGAGCUCAGCCAGAUCAAGGGCUGGAGGGUCCCGGUGGCGACCGGCAACAAGAGGUAUGAGAGGGUGAGUGGGGGUGAUGAAAGUGACAGUGAGAGGACAGAGAGUGGCUGUGUCCCCCAGUACCAGAGCACCACGGUGCGUGUCCUCACACACUUUGUGGCCCUGGGAGUUGAUGGAAAUGGCCAACAGGACUUCUUGCUGGGCAGUGAUUGGCAGGUGGACGUGACUGACCUGGUCCAGGAUUUACUGAGGGUGGAGGACCAACGUGUGGCCUAUCUACUGGAGGGACAGGUCCUGAUGGGCCUCAACACUGGCACAGCCAAACUACAGGUGAUGUCUCCUCUGUCUGACUCGAUCCUGGCUGAGCGGAUGGUCAGGGUUCUGGAUGAGAAAGUGAGCGUGACAGAGCUGGGAGUGCAGCUGGUGUCAGGCCUCUCUCUGUCCCUCCAGCUCAGCCCAGGGAGUAACAGGGCCAUAGUCGCCACUGCCACCACACAGGAAGUCAUGCAGAAACUCAAACAGGAGUCCCUCAUCAGUGCCUGGCUCCAGUUCAGCGACGGCUCCAUGACCCCUCUGGACCACUACGACCCCGCCCACUUUGUGCUCACAGCAACCUCAUUGGACGAGCAGGUGGUGUCGGUACGGCGCAGCGCGGAGUGGAAGUGGCCGGUCAUUGUGGCAAACGGCGAAGGGCAGGGGUUACUGGUGCGUGUGGAGAUGACAUCAUCAGAGAUCUGCCAGAAGACAAAGCGACGCACCAUUUUGGCAGCCGGGGUGGGAAAUGUCUGCGUUAGGUUUGGCCGCUCUGAGGAGCCAUACAGCCACCCGGGAGGCAAAACACGACCAGACCCGCCCUACUACGGAGGCUCCAUCUCUGACAUUGAGGCUGGGAUCAUGAACCGGGGGGCCACGACAGUCAAGACCCCUAUCCCGGUGAGGCCCAAUGGGGACAGGCUGUCGGCCGACGGAAGAGUCCCUGGGGGGUUCUCUGAGUUCCCUGCCCAGGAGGAGCUGCCGCGGGGCCGCAGCACGGACGAGGAUCUGUUGUCAUCACGCCGCAGCCUCACUGACCUGGAGAUCGGUAUGUACGCACUGCUGGGGGUCUUCUGCCUGGCCAUCCUGGUCUUCCUCAUCAACUGCAUCUCCUACGCCCUCAAGUACCGCCAUAAAGAGCUGCCCUUGGAGGCCCCCGAGGCCAUGCCCCAUGCCCACGACUGGGUGUGGCUUGGCCAGGAGGAGGGCCUGUGUCUGCAGCAGCAGCAGGACGAGCUGGGCAGCACCCUGGAAGAGGGCAGCCAGUUGCUGAACGGCGGUGUUCUGAAGGGCAGUGCCCAGGGAGGCUGCCCGGGAGGCAGGAACGAGUCACUCAACUCACCCACCACCAAGAGGAAGAGGGUCAAAUUUACCACCUUCGCCAACAUCAAGCCCAGUAACGGAUGCCCAGUUCUAAGCCCGCUGGCACUCGGACAGACCACCGACAUUAAGUGGGUAUGUCCGGACAUCGAGCUGGGGGACUCGCAAGAGCUCCGGAAUUACAUGGAGAGGUUGAACGAGAAUGCUACAAAAAACAUUGUAUAGAYGGCUUGAUUUUUUGUGGACAAAUGAGUAACUCUAGCUCACCCGAAUGCCUUCAGAGUAAGAAGGGAGUAAGGGGUGCUUUUUACUGAAACUGGUUGGCACUGUAUCUCGCCAUGACAACAAGACGGAACAUUCCAGCAAGUGUUGUUUCCAUGGUAACUGUUGUAAUAGUUGAUGAUCAUAAAUGAGGUGGGGGGUGGGAAUUGCCAUGACACCACAUUGGAUGUGGGAAUUUGUGAACUUGAAUGUCACUUUAAUUAGUUUAGAUGUCUGUUCCCUUGACUUUAAUUAAAGAAAAGCUUACAUUGCAUUCAGAAAGUAUUCAGACCCUCUCACUU